AGCUGGGAGGAAUUAGCAUUAUAACUGAGCCCAGAGGGUGGCCCAGGGGAACCUACAUGAGACGACCCCCUCCCCCUGCCAAAGUCCCCCUUCUGGGGGUUGAGGGGCAGCCCAUUUAGAAUGUUCACCUAGAGGAAGUGGAGUCAGGUUCUAAGUUUGGAACAGCUGAGAGAUCCCAGUGAGUGCUGUGUAUGUGUCUGUCUGUACGCAUAUGUAUCCUUGAAUGCACAUACAUAUAUUCAAAACAUCUGUAUAUAAUAUACAUUUACAUUUAUUUUGACAUAAGCAAUCAUACAUCCCUUAAUGAUGUACUAUUAACUGAUUUCACUGUUAUGCAAGCAUCAGAGUGUACUUACACAAACCUAGAUAAUGUAGCCUAUUACACACCUGGGUUAUAUGAUAUAAACUAUUGUUGUACCAUAGUGCAGUCCAUCACUGACCAGUAUGUCAUGUGGCGCAUGACUGUAUGUCACCCAACUCCUGCCAUUAUUUUAUAGAUUAAUGAAGACCAGGUGUAAAACAUGAAUCACCUCUGUGGAGUGUGGAAGGUACAUGGUAAAUGGUCACUAUUAUAAUUAGCUUAUAAUUGACAUGAUGGCUUGGUGGCAUGAGAUGGGAGAAUGUAGAUGGGAAAAGACUGGGCACUGAGGAUUUAAGCAGGGAUGGGCAUGAUGAAAGUAUCACUCAUCAUGUAUAAUUCAACAGCUUUACCUCUAAGGUUCCCACCAAUCUUCUCUACUUCCUCUGGAGACUUGAUUUCCUCCUCUGACUGGAUCAUUGGGCCAGACUACAGAGAGGUCCUUGGUGGUCAGUUUGAUAAAUUCUUAUUUUCACUCCUCCAGUUCAGUCUCAUGUCUUCCUCUUAUAGACUAGUUAUAGAUAGUUUUUCUCAUACAAACCUCAUCUUCUCUUUUCCCUUAUUCUCUACCCAUAAGCCUCCCCAAAAUCUUCAGUUCUGCUUAAGAGGGACAUCACCACUAUGGCCUCAGCAAUACCCCUGGAAAUGAUGUGGGAAGAGGUCACAUGCGCUAUCUGCCUCGAUCCCAUGGUGGAUCCUGUGAACAUCGAAUGUGGCCACAGCUUCUGCCAAGAAUGCAUCUCUCGGGUUGGGAAAGACGGAGGCAGUGUCUGUCCUGUGUGCCGGCGGCACUUUAUGCUCAGGCACCUCAGGCCCAACCGGCAGCUAGCCAACAUGGUGGAAAACCUUCGACGAAUAGGCCAGGAUGCCAAGAAAGACACACAGGGAGCGCGCUGUGCUGUGCAUGGAGAGAAACUUCACCUGUUCUGUGAGAAAGAUGGGCAGGCCCUUUGCUGGGUGUGUGCCCAAUCCAAGAAACACCGUGACCACACCAUGGUCCCUAUUGAGGAGGCUGCUCAGGAAUAUCAGGAGAAGCUCCAAAAGGCAUUAGAGAAACUGAGAAAAAAGCAGGAGUUGACCGAGAAGUUGGAAGUGGAUCUUGCAAUGAAGAGAGCAGACUGGAAGAGGCAGGUUGAGACACACAAAUCAAGGAUUCAUGCAGAGUUUAUGCAGCAGAAAAUCUUUCUGGAUGAAGAAGAACAGAGGCAGAUGCAGAAGCUGGAGAAGGAUGAGAUGGAACAACUUAGAAUCCUGGGGGAGACGGAAGCUGAACUGGCCCGGCAAAGCCAGGCCCUGCAAGAGCUGAUCUCGGAGCUGGAGUGGAAGAGUCGGGGCUCAGCACUGGAGCUCCUGCAGGAGGUGAAAGUUGUCCUGGAAAGGAGUGAGUCCUGGAACCUGAAGAAGCUGGACAUUGACUCCCCAGACCUAAGAAGUAUCUGUCACGUGCCAGGACUAAAGAAAAUGCUGAGGACCUAUGGAGUAUACAUCACUCUGGAUCAAGACACAGCCAAUCCAUGGCUCAUCCUUUCAGAGGAUAGGAGACGAGUGAGACUUGGAAACACCCGACAGGAUGUACCAGAAAAUGAAGAGAGAUUUGAUAAUUACCCUAUAGUCCUCGGUGCCCAGAGCUUCAACUCUGGAAAACACUACUGGGAGGUAAAUGUGACAGGAAAGGAGGCCUGGGACCUGGGGGUCUGCAAAAACUCUGUACGGAGGAAGGGGCAAUUUUUGGUCAAUACUGAGAAUGGUUUCUGGACAAUUUGGUUGUGGAACAAAGAAAAGUAUGAGGCUGGCACUUGUCCCCAGACUCCCCUCCAUCUUCAGGUGCCUCCGUGCCAAGUUGGGAUUUUUUUGAAUUAUGAGGAUGGCAUCGUCUCCUUCUAUAACAUCACUGAUCAUGGCUCCCUCAUCUACACCUUCUCUGAAUGUGCCUUCACGGAACCCCUGCGGCCCUUCUUCAACCCUGGUUUCAAUGAUGGAGGAGGAAAUGCAGGCCCUCUGGCCCUCUGUCCACUGAAAACGGGAUGGUCAAAAUCGGGUGUCCCUUCUCAGCCAUGAACCCUGCCUUUAUCCCAUGAACUCUGAACUAUCUUGUCUCUGCAUAGGUGGCAGGGUCUCGGCAAGCAGGCUUUAGCAGGGAGAUCACUGAAAGCCAGAUGACCUUCAAUAUCAAUAUCCCUGCCCUAGAUUCCUUUAGGAUGCCCUCAAGUGAAGGCAGUUCCUCAUAUCUGACUCAAAACUCGACCAAAAACCAUGUUUCUGCCUCCUUUAUGUGACUUGUAUAACAAUAUCUAUCUCUAGGCUAUUACCUUUGGCCUGUCUUUUUCAUGGUUUGGAAAAGGGCUUCCUAACUACAUUGUGCUUUCAGUCUCCAAUUUACUCAUUGUUCCUUAAACCCCAAAUAUUGAGGUUCCCUACUGUGCUGGGGAUUGAACCUGGGACCUAAUGCAUGCUAGGCAAGCACUCUACCACUGAGCCACAAUCCACAGACUUAAACCCCAAAUACUUGAACAGUUCUAAACAUAAUUAAUGUUGGUGGGUUUUGGGGUUUUUUUAGCAUUGUACAAGGUUUGUGGAUUUUUGUUUUUGUUUUUUGUUUUUUAAUACAGCCCUUGCUGCUCUGCCAUUGCAACUUAUUUUUUAAAUGGACCUUUCUUUCUCUUCUCUCCCUGCUCCUCCCUAGUCUUGGGGAAGCAGGAUUACCUUUCUUCCCCAUUGUAACCAGAUUUAUCUGUCCUUGAGUACACACCCACCUUAGGAACAAAGUAACCCAAACUUUGGGGAUGGUACCACAAAAUCAGAAAUGACUGUCUCCCAAAUAAGUAAGUUGCAACUCUGACAGAACACAGGGAAUGUGGUUUCUGAAUCACCUCUUUAAAAGCCCCCUUGUUCCUGCUGAUGGGCAGAAUCACUGCCUUUGGGACAGGAGUCCCCUGUGUAUCUCCUUUGCUCAAAACUUUGUCCUUGUUAUUGAAUUGCCAUGGGGGACAAGAACUGAGCUUUCAGCAAAAACACCUUCUGUCCAUGUUCUCAUAUUUUUACUAGUGAUAACAUCAAAGUUCCUGGAACACUGUUCAUAUAGUCCAGCCUGGAACAACCCCCUAUUAUGAUUUGGAUAGGGGGUAUUCCCCCAAAAGUUCAUGUCAUCCAAUGCAGCCAUGUUCAGGGGUAAAAUGAUUAUGAGAGCUAUGACCCAAUCAGUGACUGAUUCAUUAAAUGUAUUAACAGUUUGAAAGGAUUGCUGUACUAGAUGUAACUACAGGCAGGUGGGAUGUGGCUGGAGGCAAUAGGUCACAGUAAGCCCUUGGAGAUUAUCUCUUCACCCUGGCUCUUUGCUUUAUCUGGGUUGUGGGGUUUUUUUGUUGCUUUUAUUUUUUAUGGUUGCCACUACCAUAUGAUGAGCUGCUUUCCUCUACCCCACCCUUCUACCAUGAUGGUCUGCCUUACUUUAGGCCCAAAGAAAUGGAGUUAAUCGGCCUUGGAUUGAACUUCUGAAACUGAACCCAAAUAAACGUUUCCUCCUCUAAGUUGUUCUUGUCAGGUAUUUUUGUCACAGGAAUAAAAAGCUGAUGAACAUG
Marmota monax (woodchuck) is the source of this 3936-nucleotide messenger RNA. RefSeq names its product tripartite motif containing 21 (gene Trim21). The record is from RefSeq and is a predicted model, not a curated record. Bases 980 to 2416 code for a protein of 478 amino acids. The transcript is spliced from 6 exons. Gene Ontology annotation, molecular function: protein binding; zinc ion binding. Lineage: Eukaryota; Metazoa; Chordata; Mammalia; Rodentia; Sciuridae.